Messenger RNA from Alosa alosa (allis shad), 761 nucleotides. RefSeq lists its product as uncharacterized. The record is from RefSeq and is a predicted model, not a curated record. NCBI's taxonomy places the organism in Eukaryota, Metazoa, Chordata, Actinopteri, Clupeiformes, Clupeidae. The transcript has 3 exons. The coding region runs from base 94 to 732 and encodes 212 amino acids.
UUUGAUCAUUUUAUAUCAUUAGAUUAAUUGCAGACAGAUUGAGAUUUAUGGUAAUAACUGAGAUUUAUAAUAAUAGGCUAUUCUUUUAUUAUUAUGGGUCAAGCACAAAGUGAUCCAACAGUUUCCACAAACCCUACAAAUACAGCCAAGACUGAACGUGAGGGUGGAAGAGGAAAGAAGAAGUCCAGUGUGGCCCAGCGGUUUCUGGGCCUGGUGUCUCUGUUAUCUUCCAUAAGAAGCAAAAAGAACCGUGUUCAUCCAUUCACUUCAUCUCAGGACACCUUGAGUGGUGAUGGAAGCAUUGGCAAUGGACCUUCUGGUGUGAGUGAGAAGAGCCUGUCCACUUGUCAACCAAAUGGUCUUUUCGAACCAACCCUGAACUACUGGUCCCAGACCCCUUGCUUGUCGACUGAGAUGGACUUGAAUGGAUCUGUGUUGACGAAUAUCAACUCCGUGGACAGUUACAGAGCAAACACAACGUCCCCGGCCUUCCUGACGCAGCCUCCCCAGAACAUGGAUCUUUCUGGAAUGUGUUGGCUGAACGCAAACAUGUCGCCGACCCUGAAUGCCGAACAGGACCUCACGAAAGGUUUCAGAAAGCCCACUAACAACAUUCACUACACUGACGAAGAGGAUGAUAUCUCUUAUAUUGAGGAUGUAAUUGAACCCAUUUUUGAAGCAAACAAACUACUGAAUGAUAUGUAUGAAGAUGGAUCGUUGAACAAUUCUUAAAUCUUGUAGUAAAAUUAUUUAGCCUACUA